UAGUUCGCGGCGGUGCUUUUGUCUUUGCGCGAACGACUCUCUCUCUUUCCCUCCCUCACGUUCCAGCUCAAGCCUCCCGUCUCCUGCUUGAAUCAGUGCCAUUUUUCUCAUUUCAGCGAUGCCGCUUAAUGCUUCGGAAGAUGUCCCUGCGGAGCUUUGGAUGGGCAUUUUUGAGUCAAUGAGCACUCCCGCCGACCUUUAUAGCGUCGUCCGUACUUGCAGGGCCUUCUACACAUAUGCUAUCCGACCACUCCAUCGGCAUCUUAUCUGGAAAGAUGCCCUUGAGGUCGCUCGCAACCUACCGUUGUGGGACGAUAAGCCGCAAAUGUGGACAAAUGUCGAGACACUGCGCCUUGAAGUAUCCACCAUGCCGGAAUAUCAAGGCGGUGUCUUCGUCAAUGUCAACGGAGAUGAGUACACCAUUGACCAUGUUCCCCAAAAUGGUCAAUUCUCGUUCACGUCCGCUCUGGAUCCUUUCUUCACGGUCGAUCGUAGCUAUGCUUCCCAAGAGCUAUAUGAUCGCAUCACCCACCGCAUUGCAACCUUCAGUCACCUCUCUGAGUUCACUUGCAAGCAUAUACUAAUUACAGACCGAUUCUUUUCUGUCAUUCAUACUCUUCCGGCUCUCCGUAAACUGCAUGUCGAAAACUGCAUCCUUCCAGCUCGAAAUGCCAUCGCUCAGCGGGACCACUCCGUUCUCCCUAUCACGGACCUCACAUUGUUGAACCUACGUCGUAGGGGCGCUCGGGUGGCUUUUGAACACAAUCAUGGUCAUGUCCAUGCUCAAGGCCAUGCUCAUAACCACAACCAGGACGAUGACGCUGUUCAUGUUCUCAACCUUGCACGAGCCCAAAAUCUUCGCACUCUCCGUGUUGACACGACAGCGGACGUCUUUGGCAGAGUGUUUUACGUCUUCGACCAGGUUGCUGGCGACUUCGUCUAUAACACUCCUGCCAAUUUGACGAAAUUGUAUAUCGAUCGCAGAAGGCUCGUUACUCAUGAACGCAGUUCAUACUUCCACAAUGAAGCAAACUUUCCGGAUAGGAACGUUUACGGCGUUAUCUCUCAUUGUCCGACUCUCCGUAUGAUUUCAAUUUCGCAGCCAUUCCCGCAGCACACCCCGUUUCCUUCUGCGUCCGUAGGCAACAUGACCUGUUUCGAAGGUCUACCGGAAGGAGUGCUUUUGGCCACCCAUGGCAAACAAAUGGAUGCUAUUAGCAUUUUGUGGAGCGACCUCCCUUCACCUAUCUUGGACACGCUCGCCCACAUCGCCAACCAGCAUCCGGCAUUGAAAAUGUUAGCAAUCGAGUGCGGAACUUGGGACGACGAAAUCAUCAUAGCGAUCUCCCAGCUUUUUAAGCAGCUUCGUCGUUUGAAGAUUACUUAUCAGCGAGGCGGGCCUCAGGAGGACACGGUGGUCUCUCUGGGACCGCAGUACCUUGCUCACUGCGAGAAUUUGCACACAUUCCAUCUUCUUGAAGCUCCCCACCCGAAGAAAGUAUUCUCUUACCUGACCGCUACUACAACCACUCAUCAUCACGGUGAUCUCUUCACAUCACCACCUGUGUCACCUCCCGUCUCUCCAGUAUUCCCAAGUGCCAGUUGUAGUCCUUACCUUUUUGACACCUCCUACGACUCAAUAGAACAGGAGAUGAGGGACCUGUUGAUUCCGUGGAACAGGUUUUGCCCAACGCUGAGGGAGGUGCAGCUCUGCCGGUCUUGGAAGAUGAAGAGAGCGUUUGAGGGAGACAACUGGAGAAUCGAGAAAGUCAAAGAGAGUGAGUACGAGGCGGCGGAGACCUUCAGCUUCUGAUUUGGGCUCGGUGGAGUGCCACGGACAGAUGAAUUGCGAGUGCGUUUACUCCCGGGUUGGACAUUUAUGUAUCUUUUGGUCUCCUAUUAUUCUGUGUACAACAGUGCCGCUCCUGUAUUUAUAUGUUAUCCAUAUGCAUCGUACCGGGUUUAUGGACUUGUCUAUGAAGACGACUGACGAUAUCCACAAG
Molecule: messenger RNA, 2003 nt
Organism: Somion occarium
Lineage: Eukaryota; Fungi; Basidiomycota; Agaricomycetes; Polyporales; Cerrenaceae
Source: the annotation of a GenBank genome assembly